Molecule: messenger RNA, 687 nt
Organism: Mixia osmundae IAM 14324
Lineage: Eukaryota; Fungi; Basidiomycota; Mixiomycetes; Mixiales; Mixiaceae
Exons: 3
Coding region: 1-687 (228 amino acids)
Biological process (GO): intracellular copper ion homeostasis; copper ion transmembrane transport
Cellular component (GO): plasma membrane
Molecular function (GO): copper ion transmembrane transporter activity
Source: RefSeq, a predicted model, not a curated record
AUGACAGACUUCCACAGCAGCUCGAUGGAUAUGAGCGGCAUGUCAGCCGGCGGAACAAGCUCGGGCACGACAAUGAUGAGCAUGGGUUCUUUUGCAUUCCGGCAAGGCGGUUUGCUCUGGUUCCCGUCGUGGCAGCCCACCAGUAUUGGUGGGACUGUUGGCGCUUGCUUCGGUCUGCUCGCAUUGGCCGUCUUCAGCAGAUUUCUCAGUCUACUGUCGAGCUUGUUACACGACGCCUGGAGUGAGGCAAAAGGAAGGAUCAUGCUCGAUGCUUCUCUGGAGAGACAUUACGAUGCUUGGACUCGAUCGGUCCCUUCAGAACCUGCUGCUCUCGGCCAAGACGAUGCCUAUGUCAAAGAAUAUCCGAAUUCGACUGAUGUACCUGUACUCGCCGAUGGCCGUACGGAGUCGCUAGGUUCUUUGCCACAACACGACCGUACAGCCUACAGCACUCCGUCCAAGCAUCGCUUGCUCAUGAGCGUCAAAGCACGCCUGGCUGCAAGUCCGCCCUUCGUUAUUUCCCAUGAGAUGCCACGCGCCGUUCUGUUCGCGUUUCAUGCAGGCAUCAUGUAUCUGCUCAUGAUCGCAGUAAUGACAAUGAAUGCUGGCUAUUUCCUUUCCGUACUCGCCGGUCUCGGUCUCGGCGAGAUGCUCUUUGGCAGAUACGUCCCCCAUCACUUACUGUAA